AUGGAGGAACCAACAAUAGAGCAACUGCGCAGGCUAAAGAGCCGCCAAAUCAGCCUCGGGUUUGAAUCGGUAUUACAAUUUGAACAAGCUCUACUUCGGUUCGAACAAUGGGAGACAUAUCGACUCACCGAUGGCAUCACUCAUGCUAUACUCGACGAAGGGGAGGCGAUCAUAAGAGAGGCCAAUACACUCUACGACAGAUCUGAGGAACUGGUAGCAGGUAUGGACGCAAGACCUGACAACAUGGGCCAGUAUGCCAAUUUAUCGGAUCGUGAUAUCGGCGGGGCUUGGGCAAAUAUGGUGGUAGACGAAGCUAUCGCUCAGCAGCAUCUCAAUGUAGCAGAAGACAAGCUCACAAGGUACGAGGAGGCCCUGGACGAUUACCGCUUGCAGGUUCCAGCAGAAGACGAUGAAGAGGAAGAGGAAGUAGGCCAAAAAAGAAAACGCCCAUCAUCGUCCGAAUCAGACGAGUUUGUAUCCCCCCGCCGCGACGGUAACCCCGGCCCUUUCCAUGAGGAUUAUACUCUGCUCCAGGUAGGCGAAGGUUUCGCGCGGAGAUUUCCUCGGGUUAAGCCUCCACUAAAACCAGAAGAGAUUCCCGCAUUCCGCGCGAAGAAGCAAGCGCAGGAGGAACAAAUGAGAAUAGCGUUGGAAGGGAAGCAAAAGAGGGCGCAAGAAGAAAGGGAAAGAAAGAAAAGAAAGCUAGGGAAUAACUUAGAGCAAGAAGAGGAGGAGGAGGAGGAGGAAUGGGAAAGUUAUGACAGCAAUGACAGCAAUAAUGAUGAGGUUGCCAAUGAGGAUGGUGAUGAGGAUAAUAAUAAUACGGACGACAAUACGGACGACAACACGGGCGGCAAUGACGAAGGGAGUGGUAAAGAGGGUAAUGAGAAUCAAGAUGAUAAGGACAAGGUCGAGGGAGAGAAUGUAGGGGGAACUAGGGGGGAGAAUAAGGAAGAAAAUAAGGAAGAAAAUAAGGACGAAAGCAAGGAGGAUAAGGAAGAAACUAAGGACAAGGAGAGUAACGAGGGGAAGGAGGCGAGUGACAAAUCUGCCGAUAAAAGAGAUGAGGGAGGAAAUAAGGACGAUAACAACGGAGGCGAAAAAUAG
Messenger RNA from Hypoxylon trugodes, 1107 nucleotides. RefSeq lists its product as uncharacterized. Bases 1 to 1107 code for a protein of 368 amino acids. The transcript has a single exon. Lineage: Eukaryota; Fungi; Ascomycota; Sordariomycetes; Xylariales; Hypoxylaceae. The record is from RefSeq and is a predicted model, not a curated record.